Messenger RNA from Soboliphyme baturini, 912 nucleotides. NCBI's taxonomy places the organism in Eukaryota, Metazoa, Nematoda, Enoplea, Dioctophymatida, Soboliphymatidae. The record is from the annotation of a GenBank genome assembly.
AUGAACAUGUCGCAGUUGAGUGCCCGCAAUUCUUUGCUUUACUCGAUCGAACUGUUGAUGAAACUGUGCUAUAAUCUGGAUUCGGAAAAUCUACAAACACUCGCCUUGCAGCUUAGCGUUCGUUGUCGCAAUCUGCAGAACGAUUUGAAACGUGUAUCGUCAGCGAACGCUCAUCCGAGGCCAGCCCUUUGCUGCGGCCAGCUGCCGGACAGAGUCCACCUUUUACUGGAAAUUUCAUGUUUAGCCGAAGACACAAAGCGAAUCAUUUCUUGGCUAGACAGGAACCCGUUUAAUAUUACUAGCUACUAUCGAACUUUUCGAAACUCUGUUCUUCAUGUGGUCGUACAAAUAAUACAGUUAACACAGAAUGGGUCCAAGGACAUUCUGGAAAACCUGAAGAAUAUUCAGAUGUUGGUAAAGUUGUGUGCCAUUUGCGAUCGCCUGGUUGAAGAAACCAAAGACCCGCUUGUCAUCCAAACGGCAUAUUUACGGAAGGUGUAUCUCCGAAAGCUGAGGUCCAACGACGAAUGGGGUAUUAAUCUCGAGUCACCGUACCGUGGCGUACAUUUCAUAUCCAGUAUUCGCUUCCAGUCACCAGCUGAUCUCUGCGGCAAGGUGAACAUCGGCGACGAAAUCGUUGAAAUUGACGACCAGGUCGUGAUUGGAUGGCAGCGAAAAUGUCUGCUGUCGUUGUUGAAAUCGAAGGAGCAUCAUGCUUGCCUCGUGCUUAAAAAACACCCGGAAAAUACCUGUUCUGUCGCGAAGAGCUUUACCGGAAAGCCCAAGUUCCUGACAGCCGACAUUACGCGUGCUAAAUGUAGAAAAGAGCGCAGGCGUUCCGCUAGCGUCAUGCUUAUACCGGUGUCGUUUGAAUGUUGUGGUCAAAAUGUUGAGUUUCCAAAAGAAGGGUGA